This is a messenger RNA of Thermochaetoides thermophila DSM 1495, 1587 nucleotides long. RefSeq lists its product as uncharacterized. The transcript has 2 exons. The record is from RefSeq and is a predicted model, not a curated record. Bases 1 to 1587 code for a protein of 528 amino acids. Lineage: Eukaryota; Fungi; Ascomycota; Sordariomycetes; Sordariales; Chaetomiaceae.
AUGGAGCAGGUCAAGACACUGGUGGACAAGAUUGAAAAAGAAGCCGGAGUUGAGAGAGAUAUACGCGAUCACCACUUCCAACAAUCCCAAUACAGCGUGCAACACAAUUUCUUCAAGGCCCUCAUUGCGCAGAAUCGUGUGGAAUGUGGACUCAACCGUAACCAGCUGGAAUUACAACUGAACAGCUUCGAAGACCAAGCAUACUAUUAUGAGAACCUUGCCGCCACAUACAGAGUCACUUCUCAAGCUUGGGAACCGUGGUUUCUGGUCGAGCAGCGCCACCUGCCAUCUACCAUCCCUCAACCUUCCUCGUCUCCCUCAACUUUGUCAUAUAAAGUGACUGGCGGGGCACGUCUAAGCCAGGGCCUUUGCGACGCGCCAGACUACCAACAUGCUUUGCAAUGGUCAGCCCAGCAGCGUCGAUUAGCACCAGAUAUCCCCUCAGCAUAUUUGGUUUGGGCACCAGGCAUGACAGUCCACACCGCACUGUCAAGUCUGAUCUUUCAGAUCUUGCAGCAAAGGCCAACCGCUCUAUUCCAGUUUAACAUGACUCCCCAAGCAUUCCUCCGCGGCAGACAGUCAGUCACUGUCCUCUGGGAUAUGCUCAAAUUCUUAAUGGCUUCUCUCGGCGGGUGUCUUCUGUACCUGCUAAUUGGCUCCGUUGGAGAGGAUGAGUUUUCCAUCGUGGAGUGCUUCUACAACGCUGUCAAGAACUGGAAGGAUGCGCCCCCGAUUUAUGUUACUAUAAUUCAUCCGUAUCAUGAGCGUUUUGUGGGGCUGAAGGAGGCGACGGAUCUCGAUGGGCUGUAUGAUGUUCACCCGUCACUGACGACCACAGAUGCCCUGCAUCAUGUUCUCAUGGUUGAGCUUGGGAUUCACCAGGUUUCGGAGACCAUUGAGCAGCUUCUGUGGGAUGCGGUUUGGAGAGAGACGAGGUAUGCUUCUAUUGGGGUCUGUUUGGGAAAGGUGGUUGAUCACAUCACCGCCGUUGCGGAGCAGCUUGGUAGGGAAGAGUUUAAGGGCGAUGAGGACACCAUGAGCUUUUGGAUGGCUGGUGUCAGGUCGUGGCUUGAGAACCCUGGUGCGGCGGACGGUUUACGCGAGCAGGUGCAGCGGCAUCUAAACAUCGUGGAUCUAAACUUGCCUGAGAAGGUGAAGGAGAACUUGAGCCGACAUGUCAAGCGGUUGGCGCUGAAAGUCGACAGUCAGGAAAGGAAGAUGGUCGCGUCGCAUAACAUGACCGAUCCACAACGCCAUCAUGUUUGGGAUACCAUGAGAGAAGCCAUGUCCCCGGCUUUGGAGGUGAUGUUUUGGGGGGCGAUCCAGGAACUCGUUGAGCAGGCGUUAGAGGCUUACUGCUUAAGCCCUGCACAAAGCCAACUUCAAGCGGGUAGGGUCGUGCAUAAGAUCCUGGAAGCCAAGUUUGGUUUGAUGAGCAAUUGGCGCAAAACAAUGACACAGGAGGGGGAGUCGGUGAUUGAGGGUAUUGAGACGGCUAUCAUGAUUGGAUUCGAGCUGACAGUUAAGGCUCUGACUGAACCGAGGAGGGAAAGUGAGGGUCAGAUUGCACCAGAUGAUAAAAGGUAG